This is a messenger RNA of Tremella mesenterica DSM 1558, 2127 nucleotides long. RefSeq lists its product as uncharacterized. The coding region runs from base 1 to 2127 and encodes 708 amino acids. The transcript is spliced from 18 exons. The record is from RefSeq and is a predicted model, not a curated record. Gene Ontology annotation, molecular function: ABC-type transporter activity; long-chain fatty acid transmembrane transporter activity; ATP binding. Gene Ontology annotation, biological process: fatty acid beta-oxidation; long-chain fatty acid import into peroxisome; very long-chain fatty acid catabolic process. Gene Ontology annotation, cellular component: peroxisomal membrane. NCBI's taxonomy places the organism in Eukaryota, Fungi, Basidiomycota, Tremellomycetes, Tremellales, Tremellaceae.
AUGGGUAGGAUCUCGAGAGUUCACGUGCAGCCCAUACCACAAGAGCUUUACAAGUCCCAUCUCCCUCUCUUUCCACCCCUAAAGCCGGGGCAGAAGCUUGGAGUCAACAAGCGGUUUUGGUCAAUGCUGGCCGCCGUUCUGAGGGUUGCGUUCCCCAGCAAGACUGGAAAGGAAGCGUUUCUACUCCUUCUACAUACCUUUUUUCUCGUCGCAAGGACUGUACUGAGUGUGAUGGUGGCGCGUCUGGAUGGGAGGAUCGUCCGUGAUCUGGUAUCAGCAAACGGAAAGGGAUUUCUCCAAGGUUUGGGAUGGUGGUUCGCUUUAGCGGUACCAAGCACAUACACCAACUCGAUGAUUCGAUAUCUGGAGAGAAAACUUGCCUUGGCCUUCCGGACAAACUUGACGAGAUAUAUUGAUGAUCUUUAUUUAAACAAGAAUCUCAGUUUUUAUAAAUUCGCUGAUUAUGGCAGGUUGAUCACCACCGAUGUGACUCGCUUCUGUGACUCCCUCGCGGCCCUGUACGGUAAUAUCGGAAAGCCCGCGCUCGACUUGAUCAUCUUCACAUCCCAAUUGGCAGCAAGCUUGGGACCGAUCGGUACUUUAGGUCUCUUCACAAAUUAUGCGUUCACCGCAUGGAUUCUACGGGCCGCUACACCAGCCUUUGGGAGGAUGGCAGCUUCGGAGGCCAAAUUGGAAGGUGAAUACCGAGCUGGACUUAGCCGAAUUGGCAGAGACGGGGAGGAAGUGGCAUUCUACAAUGGUGGAAAGAGGGAGAUGGGCAUUGUCUGGUCCACGUACGAACGUCUGGUUCGACACGUUCAUUCAGUCUUCAAGGUACGCAUACCUUACGGAAUGACGGAAGACUUCGUCAUCAAGUAUUUCUGGUCCGCUUGCGGAUACGCCUUGAUGUCUAUACCGAUUCUUUUCCCUGCCGCUAAAGAUGCCCUGCAGAUUGGGACGGGAGGAGGACACAGUCAAGUGGCGUCUCGCGCGGAAAGUUAUAUGUCUAACCGACGUCUCUUGAUCUCUCUUGCGGACGCUGGUGGACGACUCAUGUAUUCCGGCAAGGAUCUUGCCGAGUUGUCUGGAUACACUUCACGAGUGUACAGUCUGCUCGCCUCUCUCCACGCUUUGAACGACGGCAUCUAUCCUGUAAAUCCACGUCCGGAGGGAUUACCACUAGAUCAGCCCUUCUAUGAUAUGUCUAAUGUCCAUGGUCAGGUCAUCGUCGGUCCGGACCACCUGUUGCUCAAGGGCGUACCUAUUGUCGCACCGGCUGCCGGAGUGGGAGCUAGGAGGGGAGGGGAAGAAUUACUUCGUAGGUUGGAUUUGCGGGUGGAGAAGGGUGAUCAUACUCUCAUUACUGGCCCGAACGGAGUGGGAAAGACAUCAACCGCUCGUAUCAUUGCCGAGCUCUGGCCAACAUGGGCGGGAUCGUUAGAGAGACCCCAUCAGGGAGAAGGGGGAAUUUUCUUCUUACCUCAACGACCCUACUUGUGUAUCGGAAGUCUACGUGACCAGUACGUUUAUAGCCCAGAGUCGUACGCUGAGAUGAAAGCUCGGGGACGGACAGAUGCGGAGCUCAUGGACAUACUGGCACACGUCCAUUUGGAGUAUCUGCCUUCUCGCGAGGGAGGAUGGGAAACGAGAAAAGAAUGGAAAGAUGUUCUGUCGGGCGGAGAGAAACAAAGAAUGGGAAUGGCCAGGCUUUUCUAUCACCGACCGAAUUAUGCCAUAUUGGACGAAUGUACUUCAGCAGUGUCAAGCGACGUCGAAGGGUUGAUGUAUGAACACGCCAAAUCGAUAGGCAUCACCCUGGUGACUAUAUCACAUCGUCCAUCUUUGCUCAAAUACCAUACUCGACAUCUGCGCAUCGGCGAGUCUCCAUCCGCCCCACCGGACUCUCCACUCGCCUCUUCCAAAUCUCAAAUCUUCAACGACCUUCCUAUCCCUACGUCACCGCAAAUGGCGAUGGGAUGGAGGCUCACCAAUUUGGCCUCGGGAACUGAAGCGGAAAACCUGGAGUUGGAGACGGAAUUGGAGAAGAUUGUCAAUGUUCUCGAGAAUGAUGUGGGUCGGUGGGAGUCGAGGUUGAAGGAAAUCAACUUUGAAUUGAGCGGCAAGUAG